AUCUUUACAAAGGGCUUUAUAAAGCUUUCGUCUCAAUUCAUAUUUAGCCGCGAGCAAUCUACGUUUGUGAUCUCGUAUAUUUCGCUUCUCCGACAUCUUACUGAGUUUCCCCCUCAUCUUUUUGCAAAAAGCCGCUCCACGGUGGUAAAGUCUCAUCUUGUGUGUUGGCCGAAGUUACAAUAGUAACAUUGAACCCUCGAAUAUGUUCGAAGAUCUCGAAAUGAUCUUCCAGUUUAGAUUUUUAAGUUUAGAUUUUGAUUGUGUUAACAUGAAGCAUAUGUAGUUUAAAGUUUAACACAUUUUUCUAACUGUAAUUAAUUGGGGAGAGAAAAGAUAGUUGCAAAACCACCACACCAAGUCAAACUGAAAUGGUGCCUUGAAAACCAAAAGUAAUUGUUUCUGAAACUUUUACUUUGUUUUAGAAAGCUGCUGGUGUUGGUUUGGUAGUAGAAUACUGGAAAAAAAAUUGACCAAACUGAACCUGAGCACCCUUAUGCUUAACUAGCAAUAAAAAAUCAAGAAGAUUGAAAAAAUAUAGUAGUCGAAUGCCGUUUCUUUGAUAACUUUAUAAUCUUAUUCUGCUCUCAAUCUACGAUUUGUUGUGGUUCUAAAGCAUUCUAUUUCUAGGGGAACCAUAUCUGGCUAUCUGCGAAUGUCAAUGGAUUAUUCACUGGUAAUAAUAGCAGAUAACGAUAUAUAAGAAAGCAGUAGUUCAACAUGCAGUGCUUAUGUGGGAUAAAAGAUGUUUAGCUUAACUCAAAAAUCGAAGGAAAAAAUUUGAUCCGCUAGUUCCUUUAUUCAUUUAUAUAAAGUUCCUGGCUAAUGAAGGGGUUAAUACAGGGUGACAAAUUUAAUGAAGCUCAAGAAGUCUUUGAAGCUCUUAUGGAUAUGGAUGCACCUCCGCUGAAGCCAGACCAGAAAAUGUUCCACAUGAUGAUCUAUAUGUAUAAGAAGUCUGGAAAGUAUGAGAAAGCUCGUCAGCUGUUUUCUUUGAUGACCGAGCGAGGAAUUCCACAAAAUACGGUUACUUACAACAGUUUGAUGUCGUUUGAGACGAACUACAAGGAGGUCGCGAACAUUUAUGAUCAGAUGCAAAGAGCUGGUCUUCGACCUGAUGUCGUUAGCUACGCCCUGCUCAUUAGUGCAUAUGGAAAGGCUAGAAGAGAAGAGGAGGCACUCGCUGUUUUUGAGGAAAUGCUUGAUGCUGGUGUCAGGCCAACACAGAAAUCUUACAACAUCUUGCUAGAUGCAUUUGCAAUCUCAGGAAUGGUGGAACAAGCCCGAACUGUCUUCAAAAGCAUGCGAAGAGACAGGUGGGAUUUUGCUUACAUUUCCAUGAAAACUUCUUUUAACUAUUAUUUUUAUUAACUCAAAAAACUUUUA
Molecule: messenger RNA, 1383 nt
Organism: Nicotiana attenuata
Lineage: Eukaryota; Viridiplantae; Streptophyta; Magnoliopsida; Solanales; Solanaceae
Product: pentatricopeptide repeat-containing protein At3g59040-like
Exons: 3
Coding region: 823-1368 (181 amino acids)
Molecular function (GO): protein binding
Source: RefSeq, a predicted model, not a curated record